AUGAUUGGACGGAAAAUUGGGAAUACUUACGACAAUCUUAUGCCCAAGAGGAAGGACAUCGGAAAUGCUUUAAAGAAGACAGACAGAUUGCAAAAAUUCCACAUUGGUGACGGGUUUUACGCAGGAGAUUUUCAAGAAAGGAAAUGUGAUCUACGAAAUCACCGUUGGAAAGGAAAUUUAGACAAGACAUUUCAACCAACUACGAACAAACCGCAUGCAAACUCAAUACUGGCAAGAAGCUGA
This is a messenger RNA of Opisthorchis viverrini, 243 nucleotides long. RefSeq lists its product as hypothetical. The record is from RefSeq and is a predicted model, not a curated record. The transcript is spliced from 2 exons. Bases 1 to 243 code for a protein of 80 amino acids. NCBI's taxonomy places the organism in Eukaryota, Metazoa, Platyhelminthes, Trematoda, Opisthorchiida, Opisthorchiidae.